Molecule: messenger RNA, 694 nt
Organism: Hibiscus syriacus
Lineage: Eukaryota; Viridiplantae; Streptophyta; Magnoliopsida; Malvales; Malvaceae
Product: probable calcium-binding protein CML46
Exons: 1
Coding region: 108-671 (187 amino acids)
Molecular function (GO): calcium ion binding
Source: RefSeq, a predicted model, not a curated record
AUUAAAUAUCCCCCCAAAACUACAACUUUCCAUCAAUCCAUGCAAAUUCUUCUUCCAUUUUUUCCAUUCAGUCUCUUUCUCUCAAAACUGGCUGACAAUUUCUUUCAAUGGAAUCAUCAUUUGCAGAAAGCCCAAACUCCAACCACUUCCCAUUCCUCGAUUUAACUCUCUUGUUUCAUGCUUUCACUUGUUUCAACAGCUUUCUCUCAAGAAAUUGUUGGUUUUCCCCGAAAUCCCACCAUGAAAACGGCGGUUCAACGUCAUUAGAUCGUGGGAGAAAUCUGGGUUUUGACUAUUCGAUCGAGGAGAAAGAAGACGGCGUGAGAGUUGAUAGAAAAGACGUGGAGAAAUUGAUGGGAAAUCUGGGGAUCUUUUGCAGCCAAGAAAGCGAGGAACUGAAUGAAUCGUUUGGUUUUAAUGAAGUUUCGAGGGUGUUUGAAGAGGAGGAGCCGAGUUUAGAUGAAUUGAAGGAAGCUUUCGAUGUUUUUGAUGUGAACAAAGAUGGGUUCAUCGACGCAAAGGAAUUGCAGAGAGUUCUCUGUGUUUUGGGAUUGAAAGAAGGCUUGGGGAUUGGAAAUUGCAAGAAGAUGAUUCAGAGAUUUGAUGAAGAUGGCGAUGGUAGAAUAGGGUUUAAGGAAUUUGUAAAAUUCAUGGAGAUCAGUUUUUGCUGAAUCAAUCAAUUCAGUUUUCUUAA